AUGGAGGCUCGUAGUGCAGAAAAGGCUAUGACAGCGCUCGCUCGAUGGCGGGCAGCCUAUGUGGACAAAAUUAACGAAAUCAAGAAACGCCCUCAUUUUGCUGGCGAUUGUGAAAUCCUAAAAGAUGCCAUGUAUUUCCGUCGUCAGGUUGUUCACGAAAUUUCUCGGAAGAUUGCUCAAAUUCAGAAUCCUAGCCUUGGUGAAUACAAACUUCGAGACCUAAAUGAUGAAAUUAACAAACUUAUUCGUGAAAAAGACCGUUGGGAUGUCAGAAUUAAGGAACUUGGUGGACCAGAUUAUCGUGAGGAUGGGCCAAAACUUCUUGAGAAGGAUGGUAGAGAAGCACCAGGGAAUCGCGGUUAUCGGUAUUUCGGCGCUGCCCGCGAUUUGCCUGGUGUCAGAGAAUUGUUUGAAGAACAGCCCCAACCUAUACCUCGUAAGACGAGAGGUGAAUUGAUGAAAUCCGUUGAUAUAUCUUACUAUGGAAAUUGCGAUGAAGACGAUGGUGUUAUCCUUCCCCAGGAAGCUGUUUAUGAAGAAAAACUGAUGGCAAAGAAAGCCGAGGUUUGGCAAAGACGACAUGCCGACGAACUUGCAGGUAGAAAAGCCGCCUACUACAAAACUCCCGAACAGCUUGCCGAAGAAGCAGAGGUUGAUGAAGACAAUCCGGAUGAAAAGGACAUUUACGAUACCGGCGACAACCCGGCAGAUACUGAACUUUACAAGUUAUACGCCAACACUAAGGAACGUGAUUCUGACGCUCGUAAAUUCUUGGAGUCUGAAGGAACAGUCCAUGCCUCUUUAGCAAUGGCUCUCUCAGCUUCUGGAAUGGUUGAAGAGGAACGCGAACUCACAAUCGAAGAGUUGCUUGCCAAAAGUGGUGCUCGUCUCUCAGCUAGUCAUCUCAAACGUGCAUUUGUUGGACAUACAGCUGUACCCAGUCAACAAGAGAUUGAAGAGGCGUUAGUAGAGAAACGUAAAAAGGAGCUGUUAGAACAAUACAUGACACCCGAAUUCAUGGAAAGCCUUGAAAACACGGGUAAAUUGCUUGGUGUGGAUAGAACUGGAGGGGAAGUUGAAUAUGAUGAAGACGAACAACGUGACACGGAAGUUACGAUUCCUAUGGAAGGAGUUGAUGGGCAAGAUCCAGGUCAACAACAGGAGCAGUUGUAA
This is a messenger RNA of Rodentolepis nana, 1173 nucleotides long. The record is from the annotation of a GenBank genome assembly. NCBI's taxonomy places the organism in Eukaryota, Metazoa, Platyhelminthes, Cestoda, Cyclophyllidea, Hymenolepididae.